UAUGGGUACUGCAGGGAUCGGAUUAAAGAGCAUUGCUAGAAAUAUCCGGAAGGAAAGCUAGCGCUAAUAGACAACAGUGUGUGAAACAGAGGUAAUAUAACAUAACGAUGAGUGGGGCUGUGAAUUUUAGAAACUGUGGCUCUGUGCUGAUAACAGGAGCAAACCGCGGACUCGGGCUGCAGAUGGUCGAAAGUUUGGCGAGUGGAGGUUUCUCACCGGGGAAAAUUAUAGCCACGACAAGAAACCUCACCGGUGCGCAGAAACUUCAGGAACUGGCCCAGAAAUACUCCAACGUCCACAUUGUAACUUUGGACGCAGUGAAUCAGGAGAGCAUAGAGAAAUGUGCUGAGGAGGUUGGCCAGCUGGUGAAGGAAGAGGGCCUGAACUGCCUGAUGAACAAUGCAGGGAUCAACGUGGUGGCCGACCUCCACUCUGUCACGGCAGAGAAAAUGAUGGAGAACUUCCRCACCAACGCCGUCGCUCCUCUGAUGAUAACGAAGGCAUUCCUGCCUUUGUUACAGCGGGCUGCGAGCAGAGGAGCAUCAAGAGCAAUGGGGAUCCAGAGAGCAGUCGUUAUUAACGUGACGUCUCUGCUGGGUUCUGUGGAGCUUAACUGGGGUGAGGGAGCCAACACCGCCAGAUGGUACCCUUACAGAACAUCCAAGAGUGCUCUGAACAUGGUUAGUCGCUGUCUGGCCAUAGACCUGGAGCCUGAUGGGAUCCUCUGCACGGCGAUACAUCCUGGCUGGGUUCGCACAGACAUGGGAGGCUCUGAGGCGCCUCUGAGUCCCGAGGAGAGCGUUGCAUCGGUUUUGUCUGUGAUCGGUGGGCUGACUGAAAAGGACCACGGGUCAUUUCUGAACUUUACGGGAGAGAAGUUGCCAUGGUGACCUGUUGACCAGCAUGUCAACAAGCAGGAUGAUUAUAACAACAUCAACCAAAUUGUAACAACAGUGUGAAUUUAUCUUAAUAAGUGUGCUCCAGAGGCAGCGAGUUGCCAGAAAUCGCUUCUCGGCCGAGCCUACGACAGAUUAGGUGGGAAGUCUGUCUCUAAGUUCCACUUUUGCUUCAACAAACCUUUGAUUUAUAUAAACAUAUAUGUUUAUCUGAUAUAAUUUGGUUGUCACUUCAUGACCAAAAAGACUCAAAUUCUUUUUAAUCAACAAAUGUGGAGGGCAGGGAAGCACUGCCCUACAUAAUCCUUUGUCAAUGAAAGUGUUUAUCAAUUAAUUGAUUUAUUCUUUAAGAAGAUAAAAUAUUUUUCUCAAA
Molecule: messenger RNA, 1269 nt
Organism: Poecilia reticulata (guppy)
Lineage: Eukaryota; Metazoa; Chordata; Actinopteri; Cyprinodontiformes; Poeciliidae
Product: C-signal
Cellular component (GO): cytoplasm
Molecular function (GO): oxidoreductase activity
Source: RefSeq, a predicted model, not a curated record